GCGCGAUUAGUUCAACAUUGCAAGAAUUACAUCCAUGAACUGCCAUAUAAACUUCAUACUAUCCGCUACGUAUGCAUUGGUAUGAAAUACGUGUUGUUAGAUCGUAAUUUUAUUGAAUUGUAUGUUAAUUGCAAGGUUAUCGCACAGCAAAUUGAAUGUGUUUUUAGCGAAUUAAACCUUGCAACGCAACUGAUGAACCAAGUGAUUGGUAAAUUGUAUGUACGUUGUCCACAAGACAUGAAACAGGCUGCUGAGAACAUAUCAAGUAAUUUCAGCGAAGUUAUGGCAGUGCAAAGGCAAGUACUUAAGGCACUGGCAGAUAGCAUGUCGGAAGUUGGAAGACUUGUUCUGAUGAUGGAUUUAUCAAAAAAUGUACGAUACGGAGAAAAUAACAUGAUGGCAGGUGGGAGUGAAUCGUGUAAUGCAAAUGUUGGAGAAGAGCAAGAAGUGGUAGGAGGAUCAUAUGAUCCGGUGAAAGCAGAUGCGCGUCAAAACGUUUCUCAUACAGAACGGUACAGCAAGAUGAAAAGAUUCGAAAGCACAAUCAAAUCGAAUACGCAUCAUAGCGCGAAACAUGGUGCGUCAGUUGACGAAAAAGCAUCUACAAGUGCCGAAAAUCUCGGAUGGACCGAACAACCACAAUCAUUACGUAGAGAAUACGGCGAUAAUUACCAUUUAAUGGUACCUCCGUAUCAAAAUAAAAAUGAGAACGAUAUCGUAUAUAAGACGGAUAUUUUGCAAAAAUUCUGCAAAAACUGUUAA
Messenger RNA from Vavraia culicis subsp. floridensis, 762 nucleotides. RefSeq lists its product as uncharacterized. The record is from RefSeq and is a predicted model, not a curated record. NCBI's taxonomy places the organism in Eukaryota, Fungi, Microsporidia, Pleistophoridae. The transcript has a single exon. The annotation marks the transcript as partial.